AUGGUGGUAGGUGAAGAAGCUGAAGAACAAGUAGUGGUUAACAACCAGUUUAAUCCAACAAAAACUAAUAGAGGUCGUAGAGAAAGCCAAUGUGAUGGAAACCGUUCAAAGGCAAGAGGAAAUGAAGUGCCAGUGCGUUAUGAAAGAAAUGUUUCGGUUACUAAUACAUUUGUAUAUGAUAAUGAUACUUUUGUAUCAAAUAAUGAUAAAGAAGCAAAAGUGGGCAUGAUUGAAUUACAGCGUCAAAAUUUGUUCGAGUUUGGAGAAGUUCCUGAAAUUGAUGAUCGAAUAUGUGAGGAAAAAUCAAAUGAAGGGUGGUCGGAUGAUGAGCACACGCAAUGGAAAAUUGCUUUUAAUCCAUGGUAUUGUAUUCAUUCUACUCCUAAUUGUCCAUAA
Molecule: messenger RNA, 396 nt
Organism: Lactuca saligna
Lineage: Eukaryota; Viridiplantae; Streptophyta; Magnoliopsida; Asterales; Asteraceae
Source: the annotation of a GenBank genome assembly